AAAUAUCCGAAUUUCUGGAGUAGUUUCUCGAGCCAUGACUGCGAAGAAAGCUGUGUUGCAAUUGAGUAUUCACGAGGAGAAAAUCAGGAAGAAAGCGAUUGUUACCGUUUCUCGAUUUUCAGGGGUUACUUCGAUAACAAUGGAUGACAAAAGUGGGAAAUUGACGGUAGUUGGAGAAGUUGAUGUACCGGUUAUCGUGAUGAAGCUGAGGAAGCUAUGUCACACAGAUAUCGUUUCGGUAGAUGAUGUUAAACCACCUGAGAAAAAGCCUGAACCGGAGAAACCAGCUCCACCUAUACCGGCUGAAUUUAUUACAUAUCCGAUGAACUACGCGUACCAAUAUAAUCCUCAUCAUGCCUAUGCAAAUUCUUACUAUUAUCAACCAUACGGGAAUUGUAGAGUAGUAGAUGAACCAAAUUGUGUGAUUAUGUAAUUUUUUCUAGAGUUAUUUUCGAAUAAUGUUGUCAUUUAAAACUUAAAAUUUUGAUGGAAAAGUGUAAUAUUCCUAGAUACUGUAAUAUACAUUUCUCGUAUGAGCUUAAUCGGAGAAAAUAAAACAAUUUCUGUGUU
This is a messenger RNA of Arabidopsis arenosa, 570 nucleotides long. The record is from the annotation of a GenBank genome assembly. Lineage: Eukaryota; Viridiplantae; Streptophyta; Magnoliopsida; Brassicales; Brassicaceae.